This is a messenger RNA of Papilio xuthus (Asian swallowtail), 2444 nucleotides long. It is a transcript of the gene Hrb27C, whose product is annotated as Heterogeneous nuclear ribonucleoprotein at 27C. Gene Ontology annotation, molecular function: mRNA binding. The transcript is spliced from 12 exons. The record is from RefSeq and is a predicted model, not a curated record. The coding region runs from base 97 to 1665 and encodes 522 amino acids. Lineage: Eukaryota; Metazoa; Arthropoda; Insecta; Lepidoptera; Papilionidae. Gene Ontology annotation, biological process: regulation of translation.
UAUGGUUGGUCCGCCAUAAUCAUUCGUGUGGGUCUGUGGUUGUGUGGUUUGGGUGUCUUACCGGUGCCAAGCAUUAUUUUUAAUUAGUAAUAAGUUAUGCGUAUGAAUCCAGACAUGGACGAUGACGAGAAGGGAAAACUGUUUGUCGGUGGUCUGUCAUGGGAGACUUCACAGGAGAACUUGCAGCGCUACUUUUCGCGCUACGGCGACGUGAUCGAUUGCGUUGUGAUGAAGAAUAGCGAGUCUGGCCGCUCAAGGGGUUUUGGAUUCGUCACAUUCGCUGAGCCCAGCCUUGUUAAUGUAGUGCUCCAGAAUGGACCACAUCAGCUUGAUGGCAGAACCAUCGACCCGAAGCCGUGCAAUCCCCGCACGCUGCAGAAGCCAAAGCGCGGCGGUGGCUACCCCAAGGUGUUCCUCGGUGGUCUGCCCUCCAACAUCACCGAAACCGAUCUGCGCAUGUUCUUUGGCCGCUACGGCAAGGUCAUGGAGGUCGUCAUUAUGUACGACCAAGAGAAGAAGAAGUCGAGAGGUUUCGGCUUCCUGUCGUUCGAGGACGAGGUGUCAGUGGAGAGAGUGACUCAGGAGCACUUCAUCAACCUUAACGGCAAACAGGUGGAGAUCAAGCGCGCGGAGCCCCGCGACGGGUCCGGCAAGCUGGGCUCAGGGUCCGGUGGUAUGGGAGGCGGCGCGAUGGGCGGAGCGCCCGGUGACGCGCCCGCAGCCGGACAGUGGGGCCCGCCGCAAGCCGCACCCAUCAACAUGAUCCAGGGUCACAACGGACAGAUGGGAGGCCCACCCAUCAAUAUGCCUAUGGCUGGACCCAACAUCAUGCAAGGGUACCAAGGUUGGGGCACGUCCCCGGGGCAGACGUCGUACGCGGGAUACGGCGCGGCGGGCGGCGGCGCCGGACCCGGCAACUACCAGGGCUGGGGCGCCCCGCCCGCACCGCAGGCGCCCCCGCACGCGCCCGCCUGGCCCGCCACCAACAACUACACGCAGCACGCGCAGCCACCGGCGCAGGGAUACGGCAGCUACGCGAACUACAGUUCAGCGCCGGCGGGCGCGUCGGCCGGCGGCUCGUGGACCACCUGGAACAUGCCGCAGAACUCCAACUCAACCGGCUCCGGGUCGUAUGUGCCGCUGUCGGAGAGCGGGGAGAUGUACGGACGUGGCGCUGGCGGCGGCGGCGGCGGCGCUGCGCCCGCACUCACCGGGGCGCUUUCCUCCGCCGCGCUCAACAAGUCCUCCUCCGAGUACUCCACGUACCAGCAGUACCCGCCCGCGUACCAGCAGGACCAGGGGUCAUCAUACGGCGGUUCGCGGACGUACGGCGGCGAGUACCACGGCGCGGCGGGCGGCGCGCAGCCGCCAGAGGGUGAUGGUGUAGGAAGCAACGCUGGCAGCCCCAAGUACGCACAGAUACCGCAGAUGAAUGAAGCCAUCUCUGCACCCCCACAGCAAGUACCAUUAAUGUACUGCGGCAUGGUGUCGCCGCAACCGUCGUUCUGUAACGUGUCCGACAUGUCAGCCUCGGCGUCAGGUGACGACUAUGAAUAUACCGGCGGCUCCGGAGACGGGUACCAGAGGUCAUCGAAGCGCAGCUACCACGGCUCGUCAUCAGGGGGCACAGCAUCCACGCCCUCUUACCACCCUUAUCGGCGCUAACCAUUGGUGACAGCUCACCAUCCCCAUACCUCUAUGGUAUUUUUGAUUAAAACGGUUUCGGUUCUCUCCUGUUAUCCUGUCAUUGUACAAUGUUAUUUUCCAUCUGUACUUAUGUCAAAGGAAAUGUCUUGACAGGCACAAUUUGUAAAGAACCGACAUAUCAAUAUUUGUAUUAUAGUUUUUGUAUUCGCUUAAUCAUUGAGUUUGUAAAUGAUUUUUACUGGGCGCGAGUUUUGUAAAGACGUUUAUUAUUGGUGUUUUUUUUUGGAAGUUUUAUAAUUUGCACGUGAUGAUACGAGGAAUUCAAAAGAUGUUUAGAAGACAAUUAUCUCAAAUGUUAUAAGACCGUGCCCAGAUAUAAGUUAGUAUAAUAGAUUUUUUCUUUUAGAUGAUUUUCUUUCUGUUUGGAUGAUUGACGGUUUCAAUGGCUUUGGAAACUGAAAUUAAUAGUUGUAUCAAACUUAUUCAAGAUACAGUUUUGUACAUUUAUUUUUAUAUCUGUCCUCAUUUAACAGAUAGUUCCUUGGCUAGUUUGGUUAAACCACAUGACAUAGAGUGUAAGACUUUUAGCGAUACUAUUUAAAAAAAAAAUUAUACACGUGUAUUUUAUUCCAUACGUUAGUACAAUGUUUUUCUACUGCAGUCUAUGACGACCAUCCCAACUACUAUUUAAUAGUUUUUAUAUUUCGUAUUACACUUAAACAAUAGAUCUCGUACUUAUGCGUUCUAGUUUUUCCCUUUACUGCACACUAUAAUGAAUUCAAUUUCAACUAUUUGAC